Molecule: messenger RNA, 1686 nt
Organism: Haemorhous mexicanus (house finch)
Lineage: Eukaryota; Metazoa; Chordata; Aves; Passeriformes; Fringillidae
Gene: PPCDC
Product: phosphopantothenoylcysteine decarboxylase
Exons: 6
Coding region: 265-831 (188 amino acids)
Biological process (GO): coenzyme A biosynthetic process
Cellular component (GO): phosphopantothenoylcysteine decarboxylase complex
Molecular function (GO): FMN binding; phosphopantothenoylcysteine decarboxylase activity
Source: RefSeq, a predicted model, not a curated record
UUCCCGGCCCCAUCCACUUCCGUUCUGCGGCGCCGCUCCCCUCACGGCCCCGCUCCCCUCACGACCCUCCCGGCCCUGCCAGGAGCGGUAUCGGGGCGCUGUUUGUCACCUUCUGGGGGACCCUGCGGCUUCUCGGUGCUGCUGUGUGGCCUUUUGGAGCCGUUUUCAGCACAGCUACCGCAUUAAAGGUCGAUUUAAUUAACCCUUAAGGGCCUGUAAAUUGUUUGUUUUCUAGUGGCUGCUUCCCCACAGCUGGAUUGGAGCAUGGAGCCCAUCUCCCUGCCAGAACCAGGCAUUCCUGCAGGAAACAGCUCAUCUGGGGCACAGGAAAAAUUCCAUGUGCUGCUGGGAGUGACUGGGAGCGUGGCUGCCCUCAAGCUGCCCCUGCUGGUGGCAGAAUUGCUGAAAAUCCCUGGGCUCGAGGUGAAGGUGGUCACUACUGAGAGAGCAAAGCAUUUCUACAAUGCCCAGGAGAUUCCUGUGACCCUCUAUGGUGAUGAAGAGGAGUGGCAGCUGUGGAAGGGCCGCUCGGACCCCGUCCUGCACAUUGAGCUCCGGCGCUGGGCUGACCUCAUGGUGGUGGCACCUCUGGAUGCCAACACGCUGGCAAAGGUUGCCAAUGGCAUCUGUGACAACCUGCUGACCUGUGUGAUCCGCGCGUGGGACCUGAGCAAACCCCUGCUCUUCUGCCCAGCCAUGAACACGGCCAUGUGGGAGCAUCCCAUCACAGCUCACCACGUGGAGCAGCUCAAGGCCUUUGGCUACACGGAGAUCCCCUGUGUGGUGAAGAAACUGGUGUGUGGAGAUGAAGCCUUAAGAGCUUUAAGCUGAGCCUGAUACUGAAGAGAAAUGCUCAUUCAGGAAGAGAGGAGAUCAAAGAGAAGGAAGGUUCUGUGGCAAGCUUCACCAGCCUGGGAUUUGGGUGUCUUGACUUUGCCCUCUGCUGGGACUGGGGGCUGUUUUCAUUGUGCCUCAGUUCCUCAGCUCCAUCACUGGGAUUAAAUCUUGUCCUUGAGUGCAGACAGUGAGAAAACCCUUUGCAGAUGUGGCUGGGGGUGUAGCUGGACACACAUUUAACAUUUGUUGUUAUUGUUGCCUGGGUUACUUUUUAGCUUCCCAAACAAGCUUUGAUUUGGGGUUUUGACACCGGAGUUCUGUGAAGUGAAAGAGGGGUGUGGAGGAAGUGCAGACUGAAUACAUUUAGCUUGCAGUGCUAAGAAAUAAUCAUCUCAUUUGAGUUUUAGUAGCUUGCUUUAAAUGGAGGUUUUUUGACUUUUGAGAAGGGUUUUAAUAUAAACCACUUGGAUGAAUGGAUUUGUAUUUUUAUUAAAAUUUCAUUGGGCAAAUCUCUGUAAAAUGUGCCUUAGUUCCAGCCACAGCCUGCGCCUACUUCUGUGUAACAGCCCUGGCUCCAGCAGGAUUUUAACCACCCUGUCAGUCCAAUAAACAGUCUGUGACAAAGACAGGCUGUUAAAAUGUCCCUCAUGGUUAAAUUCUAGGCCUGGCUUGGUUUUGGAAUCCUUAGGUAAGUGCAAUGACUCCAUGAAUUUGUACUUUUGGAACUGAAAACUAAGAAAUAUUUACAGUUAGGUAAGUGUGGUCAAGUAACUCAGACAUCAGUUGAAAUAUCCUGGGUGGUUAGCCUUUCACUGGGAUUUUAGACAUGAUUACAUCAAAUUUCUUCAU